This is a messenger RNA of Octopus sinensis (East Asian common octopus), 976 nucleotides long. Its product is annotated as serine/threonine-protein phosphatase PGAM5, mitochondrial. Gene Ontology annotation, biological process: positive regulation of mitochondrial fission. Gene Ontology annotation, cellular component: mitochondrion. Lineage: Eukaryota; Metazoa; Mollusca; Cephalopoda; Octopoda; Octopodidae. Bases 80 to 925 code for a protein of 281 amino acids. The transcript is spliced from 6 exons. The record is from RefSeq and is a predicted model, not a curated record.
AACAAACUAAGCAGCAAGCUUUUAAACGAGAAAAAAGGUCCUUGAUCGAAAUACCCGACAAGUUUAGAUAUUAUUAACGAUGCCUCAUUGGAAACAUGCCGUCCGUGUAUUUGGUGCAGUGUCAACUGCAGCCACGACUGCAAUUAUAUUCGGUACCAACCCGAAUCCAGAAGAUAUGUGGAGCAAUUUUAAAAACGUCUACGCUGCCUGGUCGACACACAUUCCAAGUGUGAAAUGGGACUAUAAUUGGGACAGGCGGGAACCAGCGUCGCUGAUUGAACCUCCAAAUUCUAGAACAGAUAUGCAAAAAUACGAAGAAGAACUUAGGAAAAUCCAACCAAAAGCUGUUCGCCACUUAUUUCUUAUACGACAUGGCCAAUAUCUUACGAGACAAACUGAAGACUAUUUAAAUAUUUUAACACCUUUAGGGGAAGAACAAGCACUUAUGACUGGACGUCGUCUCCUAGAACUUAAAAUUCCCUUUACAAGGAUUGUUUCAUCAACUAUGAUGCGUGCAGACCAAACAGCUAAAAUUGUACACCAAUUCUUUCCUGAUUUGCGCUUGGAAUAUAGCGACCUUCUCCGAGAAGGAAUGCCAAUACCACCUGAACCGGCACGUACAAGCUGGAGACCUGAAUGGAAGUUCUUAGCUGAUGGUCCCAGAAUAGAAGCAGCAUUCCAAGAAUAUUUCCACCGUGCUAAUAUCGACCAGAAAGACGAUAGCUACGAAAUAUUAGUGUGCCAUGCUAAUGUCAUCCGAUAUUUUGUAUGUCGGGCUUUACAGUUUCCACCAGAAGGUUGGAUGAGAAUGAGACUUUAUCAUGCUAGCAUUACAUGGAUUACAAUUAAACCGGAUGGUAAAGUGUCACUAAAACUAGUUGGAGAUGCUGGACAUAUACCAGCACACAAAUUAUCAUUUUCUUAAAAGCAGUGUACUAUAAAAAAAAUAAAUUAUUCUUUUAAAGUUUGUACUAAC